Messenger RNA from Folsomia candida, 1894 nucleotides. Its product is annotated as cholesterol 7-desaturase-like. The transcript has 8 exons. Gene Ontology annotation, biological process: cholesterol metabolic process; chlorophyll biosynthetic process. Gene Ontology annotation, molecular function: chlorophyllide a oxygenase activity; 2 iron, 2 sulfur cluster binding. The coding region runs from base 192 to 1571 and encodes 459 amino acids. Gene Ontology annotation, cellular component: chloroplast. The record is from RefSeq and is a predicted model, not a curated record. Lineage: Eukaryota; Metazoa; Arthropoda; Collembola; Entomobryomorpha; Isotomidae.
ACUCGUUUUUUUCUGUAUCAUUCCUCUCAUCAAGUCGACUGUAUUUACAUAAAAUUGUGCUUCUCACCUCAUCAAAUUUUAGCCCAUGAAUUUAUAAACUUGAGACAAGUAACAAAUUUUAAAUACACUGACAUAAAUAUACAUACGUACAGAUUUGCUAACUUUUAAUUAAGCUGAAAUCGGAUCAUUACAUGGACUGUUUAAAGAUGGACCUCAAUUGCAGUAUCGUGGACAUCAAUAAGGAUUUAAUAUUUGGCUUCCGGCCACAAUCUUCCUUCACUUUACUCGAAUUUACAAAGUUUGCUCCUGACUUUAAGUAUUUAUUAAUAAUUAUCCCUCCACUACUGGUACUCUGGUAUUAUUUUUUCUGGAAAACUCUCGACUAUUAUCGGGAUUACACCGAAUUCGGGUACGAUGACGCCAAGCGGAUAAACGGGAGUGACGCUUCGAGACGUCAUGCAAUUAAUGAAAUGCGCAAUCAAAGAAAAGUCGGUGACAUUCCGCCCGUCUAUCCAAACGGUUGGUUUAACAUUUUGGAAUCGCGCGAUCUUCCCGCUCAAGGCGCGAAAGAAGUGUGCUGUUUAGGUUUGAAUUUGGUCGUUUGGCGGGGCGAGAGUGGAAAGUCGUACGUGGCGGAUGCAUACUGUCCCCAUUUGGGGGCACAUCUUGGUGUUGGUGGCGUCGUAAAGGGCGACUGUAUCGAGUGUCCCUUUCACAAGUGGGUAUUCCAAGGGGGGAGUGGCGAUUGUGUCCAUGUUCCUUACUCUGACUCUGUCCCGGAAUUUGCACAUUUAAAAAUGUGGGAAACACUGGAACUGAACGGUUUUAUUUAUCUCUGGUAUCACGCUGAAGGUGAAAAGCCCUCUUGGAAACCCGACGAAAUUCCACAAGUUUCUAGUGGAGAGUGGAUUUAUCGUGGAAGGUCGGUCUUUAUUACGGCGUGUCACAUUCAGGAUGUCGGUGAAAACGGGGCUGAUAUGACGCAUUUCAAUGCUGUUCACAAACCUUCCGUUUUUGCCGGAGGAAACAUUGCAGGGUUGAAAUCGGCCUGGGAAUUCAUAAGCCAUAUCUGGUCUGGAAGUUGGGAACCUAACCCUGACCCAAAAUUAGGCCACAAAGCAAUCAUGUCCUUAAAUCACAGAGUAAAAUUACUUAACCGUUUUACCUUAAUGGAUGUCCCCUUUGCCAACGUGGCAGCGAAUCAUGUUGGUCCCGGAAUGGUUUACCUGCAUUAUAAAGGAUUUGGUGGCAAUGGCGUCUUCUUUUUCAUGACGACGCCUCUGGCACCGCUUGUUAUGAAACUUACUCUAACGUUUUACUCUUCUCGGUUUCUUUUGCACCCAAUCGCACUGCUAUUCAUGAAGGGUCAAGCUAGCCAGUUGGAAAGGGACAUUGCCAUCUGGAACAGAAAAACGUAUCUGAGUAGGCCAAUUCUCAUGAAGGAGGAUAAAGCCGUCAAAACUUUUCGUCGCUGGUUUAAUCAGUUUUAUUCGGAGAAUAGCCCACGCUUACAAAAUCAAUCAGUCGUACCGGAUGGGAGAAUUGGUGUGAAAACUGAAUUAAAUUGGUAACUAAAUGGGAAAUACAGAAAUAUUUAUGAAAACGCUAAUAAUCAAUCAUGAAUGUAUAUGUUUGUAUCUUCCAUAUGCAUUUUUCCCAACGAUUGUAAUUACUGAUUUAGUUAUGUACAUAUCUGUAAUUAAGGAUGCGCUGUGAUGUAAAGUGUAAAUACUGCUCCGUUGCAAAAUUGUAUAAAUUUGUAGCAUAAUGUGAACAAAUAAUAUUUAUGUGAAUAUGUAUGUAUGGUUCAAUAAUUAUUUAUUAAACUUAAUCUCGCGUAAACAUAAAUAUUUACGCCAAAUCUUCUAAUUUAAAUAGCAUUACAGUAAAUAAA